Messenger RNA from Oncorhynchus gorbuscha (pink salmon), 3223 nucleotides. RefSeq names its product protogenin A-like. The transcript is spliced from 19 exons. The record is from RefSeq and is a predicted model, not a curated record. Gene Ontology annotation, molecular function: protein binding. Lineage: Eukaryota; Metazoa; Chordata; Actinopteri; Salmoniformes; Salmonidae. Gene Ontology annotation, biological process: axon guidance; cell-cell adhesion. Bases 46 to 3198 code for a protein of 1050 amino acids. Gene Ontology annotation, cellular component: plasma membrane; axon.
UUCAGUGAGCUCUCCUUCAUCACGGAACCCAGUGAUGUUGUAGUAAUGACCAGGGAUCCAGUGACCCUGGACUGUGUGGCCCACGGUCAGCCUCCCAUCACCAUCAGAUGGCUGAGGAAUGGAGUCAGGGUAGAGGAGAGCGAACGACUACAGAUCCUGUCCAACGGAUCACUGUACAUACCUGAGGUCAGGAGAGACGGGGAGUCAGACAAAGGGUUCUAUCAAUGCCUCUCUCAGAAUAGAUAUGGAGCCAUAUUAAGCCAAAGAUCCCGACUGACUAUCACAAAUAUCUCAGCGUUCGUGGCGCAUCCUGUGCUUUUGGAGGUGACUGAGGGUUCCGUGGCCAGGUUCACCUGUCAGGUGACCUCUAACCCUCCUGCCAGCGUGACCUGGGAGCUAGACCAAAGCACACUACCGCUGGAGACAGACAGAAUCACAGUCCUGCCCAACGGAGUUCUCCAGAUCCACAACGUCCAGCUAGAGGAUGCUGGGAAGUACCGCUGUGUGGCCACCAAUAUCGGCAACCGCGUCAACAGCAGUGAGGCAACGCUCUCCGUUAUUAAACCAGGUGUUGGCCCUAAGCCCCGUCAGACGCCCCGGAUCGUAGCGGGCCCCCAGAAUGUGACGGUGUCCCUCCACCACACUGUGGUUCUGGAGUGUAUCGCUACGGGCAACCCCAGACCCAUCAUAUCCUGGAGCCGAGCCGACAGUAAACCCAUUGACGUGUACAAUGCCAGGGUGCUGGGCAGUGGGAACCUCUUGAUCAGUAAUGUGAAGCCUCAGCACAAUGGAGUCUACAUCUGUAGAGCCUCCACACCAGGAACUCGUAACUACACCAACGCUGCUGCCAACCUCACCGUGCUCGAGCCUCCGUCCAUGGUGGAGAGGCCAGAGAGCCAGACUCGUCCCAGGGCUGGCACUGCCCGUUUCAUCUGCCAGGCUCAGGGUGUGCCCCCACCUCGCAUCACCUGGCUGAAAAAUGGAGAGGAGGUGCACCUGAACGGCAGGAUCAAGAUGUACAACAGUAAACUGGUGAUCACUCAGAUCAUCCCGGAGGAUGAUGCCAUCUACCAGUGUGUGGCGGAGAACGAGCAGGGCAGCGUUCUGUCCCUGGCACGCCUCAUCGUGGUGAUGUCUGAGGACCGGCCCAGCGCGCCCAGGAACAUCCACGCUGAAACCAUCUCCUCCUCAGCCAUCCUACUGGCCUGGGAGAGACCCAUCUACAACGCUGACAAAGUCAUUGCUUACUCUGUACACUACAUGAAAGCUGAGGGACUAAACAAUGAGGAGUAUCAGGCAGUGAUCGGCAACGACACGACCAGCUACGUCAUAGAUGACCUGGAGCCAGCCUGGAACUACUCUUUCUACAUGGUGGCCUAUAUGCCGAUGGGAGCUAGCCGUAUGUCUGACCGAGUCUGUCAACACACUCUGGAGGACGUGCCCCUACGUACCCCGGAGCUCAGUCUGACCAGCCACAGCCCUACAGACAUCCAGGUGUCGUGGCAACCCCUGUCCACCAAACUGUCCCGUGGUAACAUCUGGGCCUACCGACUCUCCUACCGCACGGCCGCAGACGCCACGGUUCUGUCUGUGGAACUGGCCCAGAACAACACCCAGUACCUCCUCGGUGACCUUCAGCCUGAUACCAUCUACCUUCUCCGGAUCUCUGCAGCCACCAGGGUGGGGUGGUGUGAACCCUCCUCCUGGACCUCCCACCGCACUCCCAAUACCUCCAGUAAUAAAGUGCCACCUGCCCCACUGCUGCAGCAACUGGAGCCUCUCAACUGCACCUCCAUCUUGGUUCGAUGGCAGCCAUCUCCAGGUUCCGUGGUCGUCCAGGGUUACCGGCUCUGUUACCAUGAGGAGGGCCAACCAGAACAGCCCUCCAUCCAGCUCCAGCCUGAGGACACAGAAUACACCAUCAGUGGCCUGGACCCAAGGAGGAAGUACCAUGUGAAACUGUUGGCAUUAAGCCUUGUAGGAGAUGGUUACCAGGCCGACCAGACACUCAGCACCCCAGGAUGUGUGUCUGUACGAGAUCACCCAGUGGCCCAGCCUCCAGCCCCGGACCAUGUGAGUGCGGUGGCUAACAGCUCGUCAACGGUGUACCUGCGUUGGAGCCGUCCUGCCUUCGCCUCUAGGAAGGCUGUCAGCUACACAGCUCGCUGCACACCUGUGGGCCUGAUGAACACAUCAGCCAUACGCUACAUACAGACUACCAACCAGAGUGUGCUGAUACAGCGCCUGGACUCCAACACUCGCUAUGAGUUAAUGGUGCGUCUCCAUGCCGACCAACUGGCCAGUCCCUGGAGCGCGGUUGUCUUUCAGAGGACUCUACCAGCAGCGCCCAGCCACCCUCCCAAAGGUGUGAGGGUGUCUCUGAUUGAGGACGGCACGGCCCUGGUUUCCUGGAGGGAACCAGAGGAGAACAACUUGGCAGUGACGCACUACACCAUCCUGUACGCCUCACAGAGGGCCUGGCUGGCCGGAUACUGGCAGACACUGCAGAGGGAGGGAAGUAACACCAUGGCCCUGCUGGAGCGUCUGGAGCCUGGUAACGUCUACCUGGUGAAGAUCUCUGCCUCCAACCAGGUGGGAGACGGGCCCUUCUCUACUACUGUGGAGCUGGCCCUGGGGCCUGGGUCUAGACACCGAGGGAAGAGCCCCAGGCACUCAGGCAGCGGCUCCUCCUCAGACACCACAGUGUUCUCUGACGGCCAGUAUCACACGGAGCAGAAUUCCAUGACCGGUAUCAUCGUGGGGGUCUGCAUCGCUCUGGCCUGUAUAGUGAUGUGUACCAUCAUCCUCAUCAGCAAAGGCAGAUCCAGGAAAUCUUCCAUCUGUAAGAUCAUGGACGUAGUGAACGCUGAGGGAACCCAUGGUCCACAUACUGGUUUGGCCCUGGCCAAUGAACACCAGGCUGAGAACAUAGAGGCCCUGAUGCCCAUGAUGGCACCUCACUUCAUUGAUGCCAAGGGUGGGACAAACCUGGUGAUUACAGGAGCCGGCCCGGUCUGCGGUAUCAACCGCAGUAAGAGAUGGCAUUUUUUAAGAAGGAGAGAUGCAAUAGAACUACAAGCCAGGCUGAGAACAGAGCACGUCUGUACGAGGCAGGGAAGACCGUUCUGUGUUACGAGGAGAAGGAAGGUGCGCCUCCCCUCCAGCCCUCCAGCCUGCAUAUCCUGUUUGGGCCACUAGGGGACUUGGAGAGCUCCGGGGGCUU